Triticum dicoccoides is the source of this 921-nucleotide messenger RNA. RefSeq lists its product as uncharacterized. Gene Ontology annotation, molecular function: snoRNA binding. The record is from RefSeq and is a predicted model, not a curated record. Gene Ontology annotation, cellular component: small-subunit processome; box C/D methylation guide snoRNP complex. The transcript is spliced from 4 exons. NCBI's taxonomy places the organism in Eukaryota, Viridiplantae, Streptophyta, Magnoliopsida, Poales, Poaceae. The coding region runs from base 1 to 603 and encodes 200 amino acids.
AUGUGGAGCAAAAUGGAGAAGAAGAUGUUACAUAUCGUAUGGCUGAAAGAGUUUCAAAUUUUCAAGGACAAGUCCAGUGCCAUUGAUAAUGGUACUGGUGUCAGUAGGGAGCUUACUGAGAUGAUAUCACGCUGUCACCACCCUUGCCAGAAAUUGGCCGUUGGAAAACCUGAAUAUAAAACAAUCAUCGAAACAAGCUUGCCGGGUGUACAUUGCCUCUUCGACGAAACUGUGAUGGAGGUGAUGUGGGGCCUAAAACAUCUCAUGCAUAGUUUAGUUCCCCAGGAAAAACUGACGCUCACAAAGGAGGAUCGCUUGCCAAUGAGCCAAGGACUAAAAAUGUUCCUGUAUCAUUAUGGCUUUGAUGUCAAACCGGAGUUGGUUAAUGAGCAGGUUGUUAAUGCGGCAUGCCUCUUGCGUGAUGCUGGAUUGAUCAUGGAGAGCCACUCUGAACAACUGCGCUGGGCUGCUGGCCAGUUGAAGGAAGUGUCUGGCAUUAACCCGGAAGGCUGGUCCGCGAUGAAGACGGCGACGGCUCUGACGAUCAUGUUUGACCCUGUAGAAAUAACUGACGAUGAGAUGGAGGUAAUGUUUUGUAAAUGAUUAACAUUUUAUUGAAUUUUGUCAUUCAUGCAAUUCAAUACACCCUUUCUUUCAAAUUUUUACUGAACAAGAGUUAUCAACCCUGGAGAUGACUUGCCAUAAAUAUGAGGAUAUUAUUUACAAGGACUUUAGCCUGAAGAUCCACAGUGAUCUUGUGGAGAUGCGUGAAGUUAAGAAGGAUGCCCUGGGAGCACUGGGCUUCUUGCUUGGAUCAAGCGCGUGAUGAGAUAAAGCCGAUACUUUUCUAGUUUGUUAACUAGUUAGUAUGUGGGUAGAAGUGAUCCUGGGUGGUGAGGCUGCCACUGCCCAUCCAAGAAC